AUGACAAACAAGUCGGAACCAAAGGCGCUUCUUGAACCUGGAACAUUCCACCUUGUAACGUGGAAAAAUGAAAAACGAAAAGCAGAAAUUCUCGAAAGAAGGAUCCGCGACGACACUUCUAACGAGUAUCUUUACUACGUGCACUAUGAGGGGUUCGACCGGAGGCUUGACGAAUGGGUCACCUCUGAAAGAAUUGGUCGGGCCGUGGCUGCUUCCUCGUUAGGGGCAACUCCAGCAAAACGAGCUGGAAUUGACGAGGAAGCAACCGACGAGGGGGAACUCUCUCGACAGGCUCGUUUUUCAAAGAAGCGAAAACUUAAUGGCGGUGGUUCCGUAAAGGGACCAAAAAAGCAGGAAGAUGCUCUUGAAAAAGAACAUGAGAAAAACACAAAGGUACGAAACAUCGGCGCUGUUGUAUUCGGACUUUACGAAAUUGACACGUGGUACUACUCGCCAUUUCCCGACGAGUACAAGUACCUCGAAAAGGUAUACUUCUGUGAGAGGUGCAUGAAAUACAUGAAGAUGAAAGAGACGUGGGGACGUCACAUGCGCUCUCCAGGUGGGUUGGUUUAUGAAAGCGGUCGAAAUAAGAUAUACGAGGUCGACGGAAAGUUGAAUAAGCUUUACUGUCAGAAUCUUUGUCUUUUGGCAAAGUUCUUUAUCGACCAUAAAACUAUCUAUUACGAUGUCGAAGGGUUUCUUUUCUAUAUCUUAACCGAGGUUGAAAACGGGAACGAGGAGCAUAUCGUUGGAUACUUCUCGAAGGCUUUAUGUAUGAUUAUGAUGAAUUUAAUUGUUGAUGUUCCUAAUUAUCGUAUACAGGAGAAGGUAUCGUAUGAUAACAACAACUUGGCAUGUAUCCUGGUCUUUCCACCCUAUCAAAGGCAAGGUUAUUCACAACUGCUAAUUGAGUUCAGUUAUGAGCUUUCCAAAAAAGAGGGCAAGAUUGGCUCUCCGGAAAAACCCAUUUCUGACUUGGGUAUGAAGGGCUACCGCUCAUACUGGAACAAGACGAUUCUUCGUCUCUUGAAAAAUUACAAAGGUACAUGCAUAGGCUCGGGAUCCUCCUCAUCGUCGACAACACCUCCCGAACGAACAGACAGUAGCGGCGGGAUUGAUACUGACGGUAACGGAAGCACACAGCAGAAAAAUGAUGAGAUAAUCAAGAUCUCGGUCAAUAAGAUCUCCGAGUUGACUGGUAUUCGUCAGGACGACGUUAUUGAAACUCUUCGUGACUUAGGAUUUCUUAAGCAUAGAAAUCCAAAACCUCAUAGGCAAAUAACAACAAUAUCAGCGGCUAGUCACCCAACAAAUAACAUGGCUAACGGAGAUCACCGAUACGAACCUUACUAUCAGGUUCACAAUAAUGACCAGCAGAAAGACCAGCAAUAUCAAUUGCACCGUGACGAGGAGUACACCCAGAAACGUAACCAAAAUCGUUUCAUCUGCAUCACGAGGAGAAUGGUCGAUGACUACAUUCGAAGCCAGGGGGUAAGGCUUGAAAAUCGAGUUUUUGACAUUUGUGGUCUCAAAUGGCUUCCCAACGGAAAGUCUCAUACGAGCAUAUAUCGGAAGGCUCUGGCUGUUGCUAUUAACUUUUUUUUGACGAACAUUUCUCGUAUGUUUAUCGUCCAGGCAAGGUUUUAA
Molecule: messenger RNA, 1647 nt
Organism: Funneliformis caledonium
Lineage: Eukaryota; Fungi; Glomeromycota; Glomeromycetes; Glomerales; Glomeraceae
Source: the annotation of a GenBank genome assembly